This is a messenger RNA of Bubalus bubalis (water buffalo), 887 nucleotides long. It is a transcript of the gene C4H12orf73, whose product is annotated as chromosome 4 C12orf73 homolog. The transcript has 5 exons. Gene Ontology annotation, cellular component: mitochondrion. The record is from RefSeq and is a predicted model, not a curated record. Gene Ontology annotation, biological process: mitochondrial respiratory chain complex III assembly. Bases 381 to 596 code for a protein of 71 amino acids. NCBI's taxonomy places the organism in Eukaryota, Metazoa, Chordata, Mammalia, Artiodactyla, Bovidae.
GCUGACGUAAGCUUUUGUCCUGCCUGACUGUUCGGUGAUGCCCGGGUAGGGGGGUGCUUGCGAGUUGGUGAAGUCUUCGGCGCUGUGUAGUGGCAGCACAGCACAAUGUCAUAGCUGUCUGGGUGUGGCUCUGUUUCAGGUAACAAACGAUGUGUAAGGAGUUAGAGAAGGGAACAACAGAGAAUGCUUUUAACUUCAUUUGCUCCAGAGUGGCCUCACCUAAGCACGCAUGGCUCAGUUUGCGAUUCUCCACCCGCUCGUGAAAGGUAGAAACGGGAGCAACCUCCUUUGUGCGUGGGAAAGCACACACGAUACAACAAUCCAGCCAGAGCUCAGCUCAAGACUCGACAUCUGCAAGGAAAAUUCAGUUCUAGCCGAAGAUGCCCGCGGGUGUGUCUUGGACGUCUUACCUGAAAAUGUUCGCUGCCAGCCUCCUGGCCAUGUGCGCCGGCGCCGAGGUGGUGCAUAGGUACUACCGACCAGACCUGACAAUACCUGAAAUUCCACCCAAACCUGGAGAACUUAAAACAGAGCUUUUGGGACUGACUGACAGACAACAGGAACAUCAAAAUUCAACUGUGCCAAGAACUCUGUGAAUGAGAAUUAAAUAUGUAUUUUUAGAAUUUAAUGAAUGAAAUUGUUUGUUUAAGCACCUAAUACAAAUUGCAAGAGGAAGUGCUCAGUAGAUGUUAACUGAUUUAGUUAUGGUUUGACCAGGUAAUCUUGAAAACUGCCAGUUUAUAUCAUCAGUUUCUGUAGUUUGAUAGAUACCCAGAGUGUAGUUCCAGUCUCUUGCCCUUAUAAUUUUGGCUUAUUUCUCUGAAUAAGCUUGACUAUAAUGGCAAAUGUGGAUUAUAAAUUAACUAAUAAAAGUGACAUUGACCAUG